AUGUCAUGCGUGCACUGCUUGCAUGUAUUUGUUUUUGUUACGAAUGGAUUUCUUUUCGCAUGCACCAGGUGCAUGACUUCAUUUUCAAAAAAUGGUAAUAAGUUCGAAUUCUCAACAUCAGGAGGAAGAAGAGACGGAAGAACCAAAUGGACAAAUCUCGAUUUUUCCUGUUUAUUUAGUUUCAUCCGGAUCAACUACGACGAAUGUAGAACGAAAAACACCACAAGAAUCUACUUCCGACAACGGCCUGUACAGGUAAGAUACCGGAAAAUUCGUUUCCCUGGGGAGAGCGAAAUUUGAUGUUUUAUGUGCUUGUUUCUACCGAGAAACUUCAACCAAUAUUAACCAUUUUACAGUUUUUACCUUUUACCUUUGACACGAGCAGAGUUUAGCAGAAUUGUUAUAUCGGAUCAUUAUACCACUUGAUUGCACAGAAAACUUUAGGUGAGUUCAGAACUUCACCACUGUAACACCAAUUGUAUUUUCAUGACCCAGGAGAUAGGUUUCGCAUUGCCAGACACUAAUAUCAGUAGAAUUGUACGAGCACAGGUUUCAUCAUCACCGUCCACUAUAUACACAAAAUGAACUCGUCGAUAUCACAUGGCGCAUUGCAGCCAUGAGCUCAUGGGUAAAAAAGUAGCAGCAACUACGGCAGACAAGAGUUGACAAGAACUUCUACUACAUCGAAAAUUAUGUAAAUGGUGCGAUGGAGAAUGAAAAGAAAAUACGACGACAACUUACAUACUCGUAGGGGCAAUGGAACAGGAAGCUUUGAUAGUACUUGUGAACUACACAACUCUUAAAUCGAAUAAUAAAUGCAUCUGUACAUUAUCGGAAAGGAUGAACUUACGACUCAAUAUCUUCGCAAAAAUCAUCGGCAGAAGAUGUAGCCCGAGAUCCUCCGCACAGGAGCUGGUGCUGGUCUAGAAGUUGCCUGCUUCCAUACAGCAGGGCAAAACCAAAGAGCACGCGUGCGUCUUUUUGUCUUUGUUGAG
Molecule: messenger RNA, 995 nt
Organism: Amoebophrya sp. A120
Lineage: Eukaryota; Dinophyceae; Syndiniales; Amoebophryaceae
Source: the annotation of a GenBank genome assembly